UGGCACUGAAGUCCAUUGUCUCAGAUUUUCAGCUACUGAUGUUACAAACAAAAUAUUGGAGCAUAGAGUUGAGGAAAAGACUUAAACCAGAUUUUUCUUCAAUUAGUUAAAAAUAUGGAUCCUGAAGGAGAGAGACCACAGAUUUGCAAUGUGACACCUUUUCAACAGAUUGUUGCCUCUUGUACUGGGGCCAUACUGACAUCACUAAUGGUGACACCCCUGGAUGUUGUUAAAAUUCGACUGCAAGCCCAAAGCAACCAAUUUUACAAAGAUCUCAAUGCUGUGUCAUUAAGCAAAUCAAAUUAUGUAUAUUUCAUCCCAAAAGGAAAAUGUUUUGUAUAUAAUAAUGGACUUAUGGAUCAUCUCUGUAUCUGUGAAGAGGAAGGCAACAAAGCAUGGUAUAAGAAGCCAGGAUAUUUCCGGGGAACAUUAGUAAGGAGAUUAUAUUAUGAUGCAUUUUUGAAAAUCAUUCGAAAUGAGGGCAUUAAAUCUCUGUGGAGUGGCCUUCCCCCCACCUUAGUAAUGGCAGUUCCUGCUACAGUUAUCUAUUUUACCUGCUAUGAUCAAUUAACUGCUCUCCUGAAAUCUAAAUUAGGAGAAAAUGAAAGCCAUAUACCAAUUGUUGCUGGAAUUGUGGCCAGAUUUGGUGCAGUAACUGUAAUAAGUCCCUUAGAAUUGAUAAGAACCAAGAUGCAAUCUAAGAGGUUUUCUUACAAGGAGCUGCAUCAAUUUGUCAGCAAGAAAGUGUCCAAAGAUGGUUGGAUUUCCCUUUGGACUGGCUGGACUCCUACUCUUCUUAGAGAUGUACCAUUCUCAGCAAUGUACUGGUAUAACUAUGAACUUUUAAAGAAGUGGUUGUGUGAGAAAUCUGGUUUAUAUGAACCCACAUUUAUGAUCAACUUUACUUCAGGAGCAUUGUCUGGUUCUUUCGCAGCUGUUGUAACUUUGCCAUUUGAUGUGGUAAAAACACAAAAGCAGACACAACUUUGGAUGUAUGAAAGUCAUAAAAUUUCUAUGCCUAUGUCAACCUGGGCUAUAAUGAAGAACAUUGUUGCUAAGAAUGGGUUUUCUGGAUUAUUUACAGGCCUAACUCCCCGUUUAAUUAAAAUUGCUCCUGCUUGUGCCAUCAUGAUCAGUACAUAUGAAUUUGGAAAGGCUUUUUUCCAGAAAAAAAAUACUCAAAAACAGCAGUAAUGAUGCUGCUUCAACUUGAAAUAGCCACGGCCAAAUAAGAUGGAGACUCUUAGGCAAGAGCCUUUCUUUUUUCUUACGAUUAUUUUGUAUCUUUCUUGCCGAUAAUUUAAAUGAAUAGAAAUUUCUACCUUGACUCUAAAUCAUAAUCCUUAUUUUAAAAUAAAUUGUGUAUUCCUAAUUUUUGAGAUAGUGAAAAAGAUAUUUCAGAAAUCACAACCACUGAGCAUUUUAUAAAGAAAAAAAACAAUUAUUCCUUAACACUUGGAACUUGAGAGUUUGAUAUUAAAGAUCCUGUAUUGUAUACUGAUACUGCAAGAGAGUGUGGUUUACUGAUUGUAUUAAAUGUUCACUAAAAUCAAGCGUGGGUGUAGAGUGGAAAACAACAUUGUACUUAGACAAGUAAAAAUAAUGUUUUGGCAUAGGAAGGUCAUCUGGUUUCAGCCAUGUGAUAAUUCAUGUGUCACUGUGGAGUCCUCUAGGUCGCUCUAUUGGCUUGUUCUAUUAUAUUUGAUAUUAUUAAUACAAUGUCAGUUAUAAAAUAUUUCCAGAAUUUCCCUUGAUGAUAUGCAUCUCACAUUAGUAUGCUAGACAAGAGACUACACAUACAAUUUCCUUGAAGAAAUAGCUUUUGGUCACUAUAGGCUAAUGCCUAAGUAAUUUAGCUUAUGACUAUAGGAAUGAAAUAAAAAGAUUAUGGCAGGACAAGAAA
Messenger RNA from Myotis brandtii (Brandt's bat), 1903 nucleotides. It is a transcript of the gene SLC25A40, whose product is annotated as solute carrier family 25, member 40. The record is from RefSeq and is a predicted model, not a curated record. NCBI's taxonomy places the organism in Eukaryota, Metazoa, Chordata, Mammalia, Chiroptera, Vespertilionidae. Gene Ontology annotation, biological process: mitochondrial transmembrane transport. Bases 115 to 1194 code for a protein of 359 amino acids. The transcript has 13 exons.